GCAUCUGGUCUCCUCCAUUAUCAUUUUAUUUACAAAAUCAGGCUUCAGGCCAAAGCUGAGUGAGUGCUGCUGGGUGACUCAGCCCCUACAACCAGAAGCAUGAACUUCAGCCCUGACCACAGCAGAUGAAAGGCUGGUGCUCCCCUCACCUUGAGUGCUCAUUUGAUGGAGAAAGGCUGGGCCUGGGCCCUACCCAUCACAGUGCUGGUCCUAGUACCUGCCCACGCAUGGCCUGAGCUUCUGUGAUCAGGUAAUAUAAAGGUACUAGAGCUCAAGGAUUGCAUCUAACUCCUGGACCCUGGAUCCCUGCCAGAUGUCUAUAUGCUGGCCCAGAAGGCUGUGUGCCCUUGGGAUGUAGAAAGUUCACAUGAUUUGGCUGGGCACAGUGGCUCACGCCUGUAAUCCUAGCACUUUGGGAGGGCGAAGUGGGCAGAUCACUAGAGGUCAGGAGUUCCCUAGUCCAGACACCCAAGAGUAUGUCCUUCUCUUGGGCAUAAGAAAAUCUAGAGUUAUAUUUAGGGUUCCAUAAAUUGUGGUGAAGAGUGGACCAAGCUGGCAUGCUCACAAUGACCAAAUUACAUUGGUCAUAUUUUAAUCCAAUACAUUGAUCCACUAUUAACUUGUAAAUAAUGUACUUGCUUUCUAGACACAUUCUAGGAAGACAAGAGAAACUGACUUUUAUCUAUAUGGUAUAAUCCACUGGCGAGUUUCUUUUAGGAUAGACCAAAGCUGAUCUAGAACAUAAUCGUUACAUACUUGGACGAGACGAGAGAGAACCCACCAGACGAGAAAGAAUAUCUGGGCUGAAAGCCUCCAUCAGAAGAACAAUGUGGAAUGGUGCUGUGCUGGCAACUGGUAGUCCCUGCCCUACAUCUUUGCAGAGGACUGGAGCCCAGAGUGGGCCAUGGUCAACUUAUAUGUUGAAGUGAAGACCUCCUUCUAGGUGUGCAUGUGCUUAUUACAGAUAUGCCGCCAUGCUAAGUACCCCCGGACUACAGGAAAAAAUAAGAAUACAUGCUGUAUCCAUGAUCAGGAGGUACACAGGCCAGAGCACCAGCUGCGGAAUCGCACAACCUGGGUUCAAAGCCUGGCUGGACCAUGACCACCUGGAUGACCUAAGGAAGGGUCUCAGGCAAAUUUGUAAAAAGAAGUGGAGACCCUGCCUGCCAGGAAGGGAUGUGGUCCUGGCCACGCGAUUGGCAACGUGCUCUUCUAAGCGUAUUUUGUUCCUGGUUCCACCACAGGUCCCCGCCAUGCCAUCGGCAACCUGCUCGUCUUGUCCGUGAGGCCUUCCCAGCUGGCCGGGCUCACCCCGUGGCUCCUGCACCUGUGCCUCCUGCACCUGUGCCUGCCCCGGGAAUCUUGGGCUGUUUCCGAUUCCUCUUCAACCCUCGGCGACAUCUUGGGCCUUCUUUUCCAGCCAGGUGGGAUGUCGCCCCUAGGAGGCUGUGUUUUCUCCCUGGGAACACGGGCACCCCACUGAGGGUCCUGCCUCCUUUGGGCUGGAGCCCCCCCUCAAGGAAGAAACCCGUGCUGUCUGCUUGCAACACCAUGAUGUUUGGACACCUCAGCCCCGUGAGGAUCCCUCGUAUGAGAGGCAAGUUUAACCUCCGGCUUCCUUCAUUAGAUGAGCGGGUGAUCCCAGCCAGGCUCCCAAAGACGGAGGUGAGGGCAGAACAAGAGCCUGAAGAACAAAUGGAGGUGGAUCAGGUAGAGACCCAGGGGCAGGAGGACAAGAAAAGGGGCCCCUGUAGCAAUGGGGAAGCAGCCUCCGCCUCUAGGCCCCUGGAGACUCAGGGAAACCUCACUUCCUCCUGGUACAAUCCCAGGCCCUUGGAGGGAAAUGUCCACCUCAAGAGCUUGACAGAAAAGAACCAGACUGACAAGGCCCAGGUGCAUGCAGUGAGUUUCUACUCCAAGGGACAAGGAGUCGCCAGUUCACACAGCCCUGCUGGAGGCAUCCUUCCCUUUGGGAAGCCUGAGCCAGUUCCAACAGUGCUCCCUGCCCCAGUUCUGGGCUGCUCCCUGUGGCCAGAGAAGGCGGCCUUGAAGGUGCUGGGUAAAGACCACCUGCCCAGCUCUCCAGGCUUGCUGAUGGUGGGGGAGGACAUGCAGCCCAAGUAUCCCGCAGCUCUUGCAUCAAGGAGCUCUUCUCCACCCAGAGCUGCCGGCCACGGGUCCGGCGAAAGAAAGCUGUCAGGACCACUGCUGCCGCUGCCACCGACCCCUCCCCUGCAACUGAGGUGGGAUAGAGACGAGUUUCCCUCAUCCGCUAAGCUUCCCUGCCUAUCUCCUGAGGCACUGUUGGAGCUGGGUCAGGCUUCUCAAGGGGAAGGACGCCUCCAGCAGGGCAACAUGGAUAAGAACAUGGGGAUGUCCAGGAGAUGCAAACAGCUGCUUGGGAGGAGAAAGAAGACAUGGCAGGGCAGGCGUGGUGGCUCACGCCUGUAAUCCAGCACUUUGGGAGGCCCAGGCGGGCGGAUCAGGAGGUCAAGAGAUCGAGACCUGAGGAGCAUCUCUGCCUGGUCCCUGCACCAUCUGGGAAGUGAGGAGCGCCUCUGCCCAGCCACCCCACUGUCUGGGAAGGGAGGAGCGCCUCUGCCUGGCCACCGCCCCAUCCGGGAGGUGAGGAGCACCUCUGCCCAGCACUCCCACCCCACCGCCUGAGAAGUGAGGAGCGCCUCUGCCUCGCUAGGCCUCGCCUGGGAAGUGAGGAACGUCUCUACCCGGCCGCCUCACAGUCUGGGAAGUGAAGAGCACCUCUGCCCAGCCACUGCACCGUCUGGGAAGUAAGGAGGCCCCAGCCCAGCAGCCGCAGCAUCUGUGAGGUCAGGAGCGCCUCUGUCGGGCAGGCCCACCGUCUGGGAAGCGAGGAGCGCCUCUGCCCGGAACCCAACUGUCUGGUAAGUGAGAAGGGCCUCUGCCUGGCCACCCCACCAUCUGGGAAACGAGGAAUGCCUCUGCCCUGCCCGCGUAUCAUCUGGGAAGUGAGGAACACCUCUGCCUGGCAAUCCCGCCAUCUGGGAAUUGAGGAGCGCCUCUGCCCAGUCCCACCGUCGUCUGGGAAGUGAGGAGCACCUCUGCCUUGCUCGCGCACCAUCUGGGAAGUGAGGAGCGCCUCUGCCCUGCCCCCCGCAAGGUCUGUGAAGUGAGGAGCGCCUCUGCCCAAUCCCACCCUCUGCGAAGUGAGGAGCGCCUCUGCCCUGCCCCUGCACCGUCUGCGCAGCAAGGAGCGCCUUUGCCCAAUCCGACCAUCUGGGAAGUGAGGAGCGCCUCUGCCCUGCUCCCGCACAGUCUGGUAAGUGAGGAGCGUCUCUGCCCUGCCCCCCUACCGUCUGGGAAGUGAGGAGCGCCGCUGCCCCGCAAUCCCACCAUCUGGGAAGUGAGGAGCGCCUCUGUCCGGCAAUCCCACCAUAUGGGAAGUGAGGAGCGCCUCUGCGCUGCCCCCGCACCGUCUGCGAAGUGAGGAGCGCCUCUGCCCUGCCACCGCCCCACUGGGAAGUGAGGAGCACCUCUGCCCAGCAGCCACUUUGUCUGGGAAGUGAGGAGCGCCUCUGCCCAGCAGCAGCCAUGUCUGGGAGGUCAGAAGCGCCUGUGCCCGGCUGCCCCACCAUCUGAGAAGUGAGGGGCGCCUCUGCCCGGCGGCUGUGCAACCCUCCAAGUGUGACGUGACAGCCUUGUGUGUGAUCUUUCUGCCCUCCCCAAGUUUGCAUUUUCGACAUUAAAGUUUACAUUUAUUUAUUUA
Molecule: messenger RNA, 3745 nt
Organism: Pongo pygmaeus (Bornean orangutan)
Lineage: Eukaryota; Metazoa; Chordata; Mammalia; Primates; Hominidae
Product: putative UPF0607 protein ENSP00000382826
Exons: 2
Coding region: 1177-2451 (424 amino acids)
Source: RefSeq, a predicted model, not a curated record